AUCUGGAUACUAGAAAUACAGUGAGAGUGAGAGUCGCUUAUCAGAUAAUAUAGCUACCGCUCCGAUACCCUCGUUGUAUGCAACUGACACAGGAAUAGCUAUGAAGUCACAGAUCGGCGUCGCCCUCCUGACCUCCAGUUAUAAUUAUAGCGGAAGUUCUCUUCGCCCGCACAUUUCCUUCCACCUCGUUGGUAGAUAGCACUGCCUCCGCUACACCUUACCACCUACUCGUAGUUUAUCUGUGAUUGUGUUAGGCUAGAAGUGAUGCUUCUACUCGCCUUUUGCCUUCUCUUCUUUACUGGACGAGGGCUGGCUCAGUGCUAUACCAGCGCCAACUGUACAGGAAAUCAAAUCGCAGACGCAGGUCAACGACACUGCUGCGUGGAAACAAACGAUGGUCUCUCAUUCAACAGUGGAACCUCUUGUCAUCUCUGCAUUGUUCAUGGGUUCCUCCAAACCGAGUAUAAUUUAACA
Messenger RNA from Geodia barretti, 474 nucleotides. The record is from the annotation of a GenBank genome assembly. NCBI's taxonomy places the organism in Eukaryota, Metazoa, Porifera, Demospongiae, Tetractinellida, Geodiidae.